This is a messenger RNA of Chaetura pelagica (chimney swift), 2292 nucleotides long. RefSeq names its product leucine rich repeat and fibronectin type III domain containing 2 (gene LRFN2). The record is from RefSeq and is a predicted model, not a curated record. The transcript is spliced from 2 exons. Bases 1 to 2292 code for a protein of 763 amino acids. Lineage: Eukaryota; Metazoa; Chordata; Aves; Apodiformes; Apodidae. Gene Ontology annotation, cellular component: postsynaptic density membrane; cell surface. Gene Ontology annotation, molecular function: protein binding.
AUGGAAAAAUUGCUCUGCAGCAUCCUGUUUUUUGGAAUGGCUGUCACGGUCAACGCUUGUCCCAAAUAUUGUGUCUGCCAGAACCUGUCUGAGUCUCUGGGGACUUUGUGUCCCUCCAAGGGUCUCCUAUUUGUACCACUAGACAUAGACAGAAGGACUGUUGAACUUCGACUUGGGGGCAACUUUAUUAUUAACAUCAGCCGACAGGAUUUUGCCAAUAUGUCCGGGCUUGUUGACCUUACUUUGUCCAGAAACACCAUCAGCUACAUACAGCCCUACUCUUUCACUGACUUGGAGAGCCUUCGGUCUUUACAUUUGGACAGCAACAGGCUGCCUGACAUUGGAGAGGAUAUUUUGAGAGGCUUAAUUAACCUUCAGCAUCUGAUUUUAAACAACAACCAACUAAGCAGCAUCUCUGAUGAAGCCUUUGAGGAUUUUUUGCUGACAUUGGAAGACUUAGAUCUUUCCUACAAUAACCUCCGAAGCAUUCCCUGGGAAUCUAUAAGGAACAUGAUAAACUUGCAUCAGCUCAGUUUGGAUCAUAACCUGAUAGAUCAUAUUACAGAAGGGACGUUUGCAGAUCUUCAGAAAUUGGCCAGAUUGGAUCUAACAUCCAACAGACUUCAGAAGCUCCCCCCAGACCCUAUAUUUGCCAGAUCUCAAGUCAUUCCACUAGACGUUACCCCAUUUUCUCCACCUUUGUCUCUCAGCUUUGGGGGCAAUCCACUACAUUGCAACUGUGAGCUACUGUGGUUAAGGCGACUUGACAGAGAUGACGAUAUGGAAACUUGUGCUUCUCCUCCAGGUCUAAAAGGAAGGUACUUUUGGUAUGUACAGGAGGAAGAAUUUGUUUGUGAGCCUCCUCUUAUCACACAACAUACUCACAAGUUGCUGGUUUUAGAAGGGCAAACUGCUACACUGAAAUGCAAAGCUAUUGGAGAUCCCAUCCCCAUCAUUCAUUGGGUGGCCCCUGAUGACCGUCUCAUUGGGAACUCUUCAAGGACAGCCGUCUAUGACAAUGGCACCCUAGAUAUCCUCAUCACCACCUCCAAGGAUUACGGGACUUUCACGUGCAUAGCAGCCAAUGCUGCUGGAGAGUCCACUGCAACAAUUGAGCUCUCCAUUGUUCAGCUCCCCCAUCUCAGCAACGACACAGGCCGAGCAGCCCCACCAAAAUCCAGGCUCUCGGACAUCACCAGCUCCAGCAAGACUAAUCGUGGAGAAACAAAAGCCCCACCAGAAAGGGCUGUCCUGGUGUCAGAUGUGACCACUACCUCAGCUUUGGUCAAGUGGACGGUGAGCAAGUCGGCUCCUCGGGUAAAAAUGUAUCAGCUGCAGUAUAAUUGCUCAGAUGAUGAAGUCCUGAUCUACAGGAUGAUUCCAGCUACCAACAAAGCCUUUGUUGUAAACAACCUUGUUUCUGGAACAGGCUAUGACCUCUGUGUCCUGGCAAUGUGGGAUGACACUGCCACAACCCUUACUGCCACCAAUAUUGUGGGAUGCGCCCAGUUCUUCACCAAAGAGGACUAUCCACAAUGCCAGUCGAUGCACAGCCAGUUCCUGGGUGGGACCAUGAUUCUGAUCAUUGGAGGCAUCAUUGUGGCAACUCUAUUGGUAUUUAUUGUAAUACUCAUGGUCCGCUAUAAGGUCUGCAACAAUUCCCAGGGGAAGAUGUCUAACGUCAGCAAUGUCUACUCACAGACAAAUGGAGCACAACCAGUUCAAAACGGAGUCUUGCCCCAGGUCAACCCCAAAGUGGUGGUGAGAAAUGAACUUAGGGAGUUUAACUGUCAAUCUGCACGGAGUAGCAUCUCCUCUUCCUCAAGCUCUGCAAAUAGCCGUGACUGUGAUGACUAUAGCCUCCAAAGUGAACAGGGCACAUUGUCCAGUAAGUGGAGGCCUCCAUCCAGGUCAAAACACAACAUUGACCGGCUAAUGGGAGCUUUUGCCUCCUUGGAACUGAAAUGUCAGAAAAAGGAGGAGAUGACAGACUCCAGAACUUCAACAGUGGCCCGCCACUCGGACAAAGAGCCACUGCUGGGCCAGCCAGAGUCCAAAUUUCGCAGCCUCCUCACGUUGCCUCUGGAGGGCAAAACUAAACGUAGCCAUUCUUUUGACAUGGGGGACUUCACCACAUCUCAGUGUUGCACCUACCCAAAAAAGAUAACAAACAUUUGGACAAAGAGGAGCCUCUCGGUGAAUGGCAUGCUUUUGCAGUAUGAUGACAAUGACCUAACAGGGGCGAAAGGAACUUUCGGAAGCUCAGAGUGGGUAAUGGAAAGCACAGUGUAA